CGGAUUACACCUAGGUAAUUCGACGGUCCCGAUUUCUUGGUUCGAAGACCUCUCUUGCGAUUAUCCUCCUGCGAGGAGCCGCGUCUGCCCCGAGCAAAACCCUAAACCCAGGACGCCUCGGAGAGCUUCUUCGGAGCCAUGGGUGAGCCUCGGUUCCUCGUUUCCUCUCCUUCGACUCUUCGAACGGGCCAUACAAGUACGUACCGGAGCUAUGGACGAAGAAGCAGCCGGACGUGAUGCGGUUCCUGCAGCGGGUGAGGUGCUGGGAGUACCGGCAGCUCCACUCCAUCGUCCGAGACGCCAGCCCGAUGCGCCCCGACACGGCGCAACACCUCGGCUACAAGGCCAAGCAGCAUGCUCCCUGCCAGUCGAGUCGAUUUCUGAGACAUUCAGCUCUCACAGAUUCAACCUUUCAAAGAUUUGGCUUUUCAUCCACGGCAUCUCCACAACCAACUGAGAAGGAGGGUAACCAGCCUGCAGACCAGAGUAAUGCUUCACAGAAUAGAUCAGAAGUUGGAGCUAAUACCACAUCGACUGAGGCUACCGAUGAUUCUACUGCUCAAGAGCCAACACAAGAUGCAGAUGCAGAGCCUGAACUAUCCUAUGAUGAUUUGGUAAAGCUAGUUGUUGAGAAAGAAGAGUUACUGAAGCUAAAGCAUGAGGAAAUUGAGAAAAUGCAGGAUAAGGUCCUACGCAGCUAUGCUGAAAUGGAGAAUGUUAUAGACAGAACAAAACGUGAGGCAGAAAACUCUAAAAAAUUUGCAGUACAAAACUUUGCCAAGGGCUUACUCGUUGUUGCUGACAAUCUGGGAAGGGCUUCAUUGGUUGUCAAGGAAAGCUUCUUGAAGAUUGAUGCAUCCAAAGACUCUGCUGGAGCUAUCCCUCUCCUGAAAACUCUACUCGAGGGUGUUGAGAUGACUGAAAAACAACUUUCAGAGGUGUUUAAGAAGUUUGGGGUGGAGAAAUAUGAUCCAAUAAAUGAGCAAUUUGAUCCAAACAGGCAUCUGGCAGUGUUCCAAGUACCUGAUGCUUCAAAACCACCUGGCACUGUUGCUGCUGUUUUGAAGGCUGGUUACAUGAUAUAUGAUCGCGUUCUUCGCCCAGCUGAAGUUGGUGUAACUAAAGACUUGGACAAUGAGACAGAUCAAAGUUCCAGUGCAUGAGCUGUAUUCCACACAAUUUUCCUGUAAUGCGUUAUUUGAUAUCUUGUAUAACCUUAUAAGCAAGAGCAAAGACCAAGUUAUCAUGGAUCGAGUUGGUAGCCUGGAAAUUUGAUUGGUGCUUUUUGUUUGAGAGAAAAAAAGGAAAAUGUUGAUAUUAUUAUGAUAAUUUAGACUACAAAUCAAACUUAAAAGAUCUGCAAUUUUGUACUUAUUCUUUGGAAUGGAGAGCAAUUAGACCA
Messenger RNA from Phoenix dactylifera (date palm), 1402 nucleotides. Its product is annotated as grpE protein homolog 2, mitochondrial-like. Gene Ontology annotation, cellular component: PAM complex, Tim23 associated import motor; ribosome. Gene Ontology annotation, molecular function: adenyl-nucleotide exchange factor activity; protein homodimerization activity; structural constituent of ribosome. Gene Ontology annotation, biological process: protein import into mitochondrial matrix; translation; protein folding. The record is from RefSeq and is a predicted model, not a curated record. NCBI's taxonomy places the organism in Eukaryota, Viridiplantae, Streptophyta, Magnoliopsida, Arecales, Arecaceae.